Scutellospora calospora is the source of this 237-nucleotide messenger RNA. The record is from the annotation of a GenBank genome assembly. NCBI's taxonomy places the organism in Eukaryota, Fungi, Glomeromycota, Glomeromycetes, Diversisporales, Gigasporaceae.
AUUGAUCAACCUGGACAAGAAGCUUAUGAUUUGGUUAAUUUUAAGAACCAUGCGAUGAAUAUGACUGAAAAGUAUGAGAAGAAACAAGAAUUUAAGAUACAUUGUUAUCAUAUUGAAAGAUCUAAUAGAAAUAUAAGAAGGUGUAUAUUAGUUUAUGAAUAUUUUAGGCAACCUGAGCUAACAAAAAGCAAGAAUUCUAAGAAAGAAACAAGUUCUAAACAUAUUGAGUGUAUAUAG